Zea mays is the source of this 1279-nucleotide messenger RNA. RefSeq names its product 60S ribosomal protein L7a-1. Bases 60 to 833 code for a protein of 257 amino acids. Gene Ontology annotation, molecular function: RNA binding. NCBI's taxonomy places the organism in Eukaryota, Viridiplantae, Streptophyta, Magnoliopsida, Poales, Poaceae. Gene Ontology annotation, cellular component: ribonucleoprotein complex. Gene Ontology annotation, biological process: ribosome biogenesis. The record is from RefSeq and is marked provisional. The transcript is spliced from 7 exons.
CUCCCAGCCUCUCUUACUCUCCGCCGUCGCCCUGCUCGCCCGAAGCAGCCGCCGGCAAAAUGGCCCCGAAGAGAGGCGGUAGGGCGCCGGUCCCCGCCAAGAAGAAGGCGGUGGUGACGAACCCGCUCUUCGAGAAGAGGCCGAAGCAGUUUGGGAUCGGCGGCGCCCUUCCGCCCAAGAAGGACCUCCACCGCUUCGUCAAGUGGCCCAAGGUCGUGCGCAUCCAGCGCCAGCGCCGCAUCCUCAAGCAGCGCCUCAAGGUGCCCCCGGCGCUCAACCAGUUCACACGUACCCUCGACAAGAACCUUGCAACAAACUUGUUCAAGAUGCUUCUUAAGUACCGCCCCGAGGACAAAGCUGCCAAGAAGGAGAGGCUCUUGAAGAGGGCCCAGGCUGAAAACGAGGGGAAAACUGUUGAGUCAAAGAAACCAAUUGUUGUGAAGUACGGCCUUAACCAUGUGACUUACCUCAUCGAGCAGAGCAAGGCCCAGCUGGUUGUCAUAGCUCAUGAUGUUGAUCCGAUCGAGCUGGUCGUGUGGCUCCCGGCCCUUUGCAGGAAAAUGGAGGUUCCAUACUGCAUUGUCAAGGGAAAAGCACGCCUUGGAUCGAUCGUUCACAAGAAGACUGCAUCUGUUCUUUGCUUGACCACCGUCAAGAACGAGGACAAGCUUGAGUUCAGCAAAAUCCUGGAGGCUAUCAAGGCUAACUUCAACGACAAGUUUGAUGAGGUCAGGAAGAAGUGGGGUGGUGGUAUCAUGGGCUCCAAAUCACAGGCGAAAACCAAGGCCAGGGAAAAGCUGCUUGCCAAGGAAGCUGCCCAGCGGAUGACCUAAGUCUUGUCCUGUUAAAUUAAAAUUUUCGUGUACUUGCGAUCGUGUGCAAUCACGGUGGUUGUCAGAUCUAGUUUUUGAGAGUUUUGCUUCAGGGAGAGACACCGAGUCACCGACCAUGACAGAAAGACAUCAUGUAAGAAUUCAAAGUUUUGGUUCUGUACCAUCUAGUUCAUGUGAAUCAUCUUCUAUGAUGGCUAUGAUGUUUAUGCGCAUAGCUAUUUCAGAAUUAAAUGUCAUUUUAUCAUGUAUUGCCGCCUGCAAUUUGCAUGAUUUGACUUCCUACAGUACGAACGAAUGUACCUGAAGGUUUUCCUCCAAGCUGAUGAAAUGGCCAGAUUUCUGCUGCACUGUACCUGCUGUAAUGUAAUGAGAUUUAUGCACUUGUAACGGUAUGAUAUUUACCAUGCGACUGAUAUGAUAUUUACAAUGCUGCUUCACUAUUUCCU